This is a messenger RNA of Ochlerotatus camptorhynchus, 2473 nucleotides long. RefSeq names its product cullin 2 (gene Cul2). The transcript has 12 exons. The record is from RefSeq and is a predicted model, not a curated record. Gene Ontology annotation, biological process: SCF-dependent proteasomal ubiquitin-dependent protein catabolic process; protein ubiquitination. NCBI's taxonomy places the organism in Eukaryota, Metazoa, Arthropoda, Insecta, Diptera, Culicidae. Gene Ontology annotation, molecular function: ubiquitin protein ligase binding; protein-macromolecule adaptor activity. Bases 149 to 2413 code for a protein of 754 amino acids. Gene Ontology annotation, cellular component: SCF ubiquitin ligase complex; Cul2-RING ubiquitin ligase complex.
UUAUUUUGAAAAGUGAAAGAUCAAAACUGCAGUGUACCGCGAGCAGAAGAGAUUUUGGCAUUGCAUUUUUGCUAAUGAACACAAAACUUAGCUGUCUUAAUUCCUUAUUGGUCGGUAAUUAGUUAUCGCCUAGAAGAAAUUGAACAACAUGUCCUUGAAACCAAAACGAAUAGACUUCGAGCAAACCUGGAAUGAACUGAAAGGGACUAUUAAAGAGGUGGUAACUCUCGGUAGAGUGAAACGAGAAGAAUGGAACAGCCGUUUCGUUGAUAUUUAUUCAAUAUGCGUAGCACAUCCGGAACCACUGGCUGAUAAGCUCUAUUCUGAAACGAAAGCAUUUUUAGAAGAACAUGUUCGGAGCUUACUGAGAGAGAAGGUCUCCCAACCUUCCAUCAGCUCAAAUGAUUCCGAACAGUCCGCGUAUGCCUUACUGCAACGCUAUCACGAUGCUUGGGCUCAAUACAGUAAAGGAGUAGAAUUCUUAAACCACCUGUAUCUUUACCUGAAUCAGCAGCAUAUUAAAAAGCAAAAACUAUCAGAAGUCGAAGUAGUUUAUGGAUGCAUUAAUCAUGAUUCUCAGGAACAGCUUGAAAUCGGCGAACUGGGACUCGAUAUUUGGCGCCAGCAAAUGAUCGAAAACGUUGGUGACGCAUUGGUUGCCCAACUUCUAGAAGGUAUUAGGAAUGAUCGCUUAAACACAAACCAACGAACCGAUAUGGAACAUAUAAUCAAAGGAGCUAUUCAAAGCUUCGUUUGCGUGCAGGAAUACAAAAAGAAAGGAUCACUGCAACUAUACCAGCAGACAUUCGAAUCUCCACUGCUGCAAGAUAGCGGAGAAUUUUAUAAGCUAGAAGCAAAUCGACUGUUGCAGGUUUGCACGGUUAGCAGCUAUAUGGAAGAAGUGAUUAAAAAACUCGAUGAAGAAAACAGACGAGCUUUAAAAUAUCUUCACAACAGCUCAAUUCCCAAGCUGCGGAAAGAAUGUGAACAAAGGAUGAUAACGGAUCAUUUAGACUUCUUGUAUUCAGAGUGCAGUGAAAUGGUUUCAUCUGAGAGGAAAAAGGACCUGAAGAAUCUUUAUACGAUUCUCAAGCCAAUUCCUGAUGCACUGAAAUUGUUGGUUCAAACAUUCAUGGAGCACAUAAGGAAUGAAGGUAUUCAGAUGAUUUCCACAUUAAAAGGUGACACGGUUCACGUGCAGUUUGUGGAAGGAAUGCUGCAAGUACACGAAAAGUAUGAAGCGCUCAUUGCUGACACAUUUAACUCAGAUCCAGUGUUCCUAAGUGCUCUCGAUAAAGCUUGCUCUAAUGUCAUAAACUCAAAACUGUGUGAAAAACAACCUAGUAAGAGUGCUGAACUAGUGGCAAAGUACUGUGAUAGCUUGCUGAAGAAGUCGAAAACUACAGAGAUAGAAAUCGAAUCUAAAUUAACAAAAAGUAUCACUAUAUUUAAGUACAUCGAGGAUAAGGAUGUGUAUCAGAAGUUUUACAGCAGGAUGCUGGCAAAAAGACUUAUACACGAUCAAUCUCAAAGUAUGGAUGCCGAAGAAAUGAUGAUAAACAAACUCAAACAGGCUUGUGGCUAUGAAUUUACCAAUAAAUUGCACCGAAUGUUUACGGAUAUAUCGGUGUCUGCAGACCUAAACACUAAAUUUGGCCAUUACUUGAAGCAGCAAAAUAAAGAACUAGGAAUAAAUCUGUCCAUUAAAAUUCUGCAGGCUGGUGCUUGGCCGUUGGGACCCACGCAGGUUACCACCGGGUUUGCAGUGCCUCAGGAGUUCGAGAAGCCAAUUCGAUUGUUUGAGAGCUUUUAUCACGUGAACUUCAGCGGUAGAAAGCUGACUUGGUUGAAUCAUUUAUGCCAUGGCGAGCUAAAAAUCUCAUUUGCGGAUAGAAACUAUAUGGUUACUAUGCAGACAUAUCAAAUGGCAAUCCUUUUGCUGUUUGAAUCUACUGAUAGUUUGCACUACAAAGAAAUACAGGAUUCAUUACAGUUGAAUAAAGAUAUGUUACAGAAACAUAUUCAAAGUCUAGUGGAGUCUAAGCUAUUACUGGUUGAUACUGAGGGCGUGGAUGAAAAUUCGAAACUGUCCCUCAAUAAAAACUAUAUUAACAAAAGAACCAAGUUUAAGAUCACGGCAGCUUUACAAAAAGAAACUCCUCAAGAGAUUGAAAAUACGAUCAAUUCUGUCGACGAAGAUAGGAAGAUGUACCUGCAGGCAACUAUAGUCCGCAUCAUGAAGUCUAGAAAAGUGCUGAGACACAAUGCACUGAUUCAGGAGAUAUUGGCUCAAUCGAAAGUGUCUUUCGCACCAAGCAUUGGAAUGAUAAAAAAAUGCAUCGAAUCGUUGAUCGACAAGCAGUAUAUCGAAAGGACACCCAAUUCUGGAGAUGAAUAUAGCUACGUGGCAUAAAACUGUCUUCUGUAUUUAAACUAAUGAUUGGAAAUUAUUAAUAAACAAUUUAAAAUGUAA